AUGUCGGAGGUAAUCGAAGGUAACGUGAAGAUCGACAGACUGUCGCCAGGCGAUGGCAAGACGUUCCCGAAGACCGGGGACCUGGUGACGAUCCACUACACCGGGACGCUGGAGAACGAGCAGAAGUUCGACUCGUCGGUGGACCGGGGCUCGCCGUUCCAGUGCAACAUCGGCGUGGGGCAGGUGAUCAAGGGCUGGGACGUGGCGAUCCCGAAGCUGUCGGUGGGCGAGAAGGCGCGGCUGACGAUCCCGGGCGCGUACGCGUACGGGCCGCGGGGCUUCCCGGGGCUGAUCCCGCCCAACGCGACGCUGAUCUUCGAGGUGGAGCUGCUAAAGGUGAACUGA
Molecule: messenger RNA, 345 nt
Organism: Eremothecium gossypii ATCC 10895
Lineage: Eukaryota; Fungi; Ascomycota; Saccharomycetes; Saccharomycetales; Saccharomycetaceae
Gene: FPR1
Product: peptidylprolyl isomerase FPR1
Exons: 1
Coding region: 1-345 (114 amino acids)
Molecular function (GO): peptidyl-prolyl cis-trans isomerase activity
Source: RefSeq, marked provisional